Nerophis lumbriciformis (worm pipefish) is the source of this 1257-nucleotide messenger RNA. Lineage: Eukaryota; Metazoa; Chordata; Actinopteri; Syngnathiformes; Syngnathidae. The record is from RefSeq and is a predicted model, not a curated record.
AUGGGCGUGUUGGAGUCCAACUCCAGCGGUAACUUGACCCCUGCCGCGUCCGGCGGCGCGCUGCCGCUGCCGGGCUACCUGGCGCUGUUGCUAUCGGUGCUGAUGGUGACGCUGGUGGCCACGGUGGUGGCGGGCAACGCUCUGGUCAUUCUGGCCUUCGUCGUGGACAAAACCUUAAGAACUCAAAGCAACUACUUCUUCCUAAACCUGGCCAUUUCAGAUUUCCUCGUGGGUGCCUUCUGCAUCCCAGUGUACAUCCCGUACAACCUGACAGGCAGGUGGAUGUUGGGCAAGGGUCUGUGCAAGGUGUGGCUGGUCAUGGACUACCUGCUCUGCACCGCCUCAGUCUUCAACAUUGUGCUCAUCAGCUACGACCGCUUUCUGUCUGUCACGAGAGCUGUAAAAUACAGAGCGCAACGCCACAUGACACGCAAGGCAGUGUUGAAGAUGGUGGCGGUGUGGGCGCUGGCUUUCCUCCUCUAUGGCCCUGCCAUCAUCUUCUGGGAGGCAGCGGUCGGCUACAGUGUGGUGCCAGCUCAAGAGUGCUACGCAGAAUUCUACUUCACCUGGUACUUCCUGCUGUGCGCCUCCACCUUUGAGUUUUUCACCCCCUUUGUGUCAGUGGCCUACUUCAACCUAAGCAUCUACCUGAACAUCCACCGGCGCAACAAGAAUUUGAGCGCGGGCCUCAACGAGAUGCCGACCCCCAAGCCGGUGAAGAAGCAGCGGGAUGGUGCCGCUUGGUCCGUGUUCUUCGUCAAGACGCGCAAGGUGUCGUGCAGUGAGCCCACCGCCAUCUCUGCCGUCAUCGAGGACGAUGAUGGACUGACGCCGUCCUCCUGCGUCAAUCUGGACGCCGGUCAGAUCCUGGCGCACAGGGAGAAGUCCUCGCCGGGCGGCAGGAACUCCAGGUCCUUCCAGCCCUCGCCGGCAGUGACAGCGCCGGGCCGCAGGGCACCAGGGUCCCGCCUUUCCCGCGACAUUAAAAUCGCCAAGUCGCUGGCCGUCAUCGUGUGCACUUUCGGUAUCUGCUGGGCUCCUUACACGCUGCUGAUGAUCAUCCGCGCCGCCUGCAGCGGGACGUGCGUGGCCAACUACUGGUACGACAUCACGUUCUGGCUCCUGUGGCUCAACUCGGCCAUCAACCCGUUUCUCUACCCGUUGUGCCACAGCAGCUUCCGAAGGGCUUUCUCCAAAAUCCUGUGUCCUAAGAGACAAUCGGUCCAGCCUCAGGUGGUGGAGCCACAGUCGUGUUAG